Molecule: messenger RNA, 712 nt
Organism: Aspergillus melleus
Lineage: Eukaryota; Fungi; Ascomycota; Eurotiomycetes; Eurotiales; Aspergillaceae
Exons: 4
Coding region: 218-610 (130 amino acids)
Biological process (GO): transmembrane transport; carbohydrate transport
Cellular component (GO): membrane
Molecular function (GO): carbohydrate:proton symporter activity
Source: RefSeq, a predicted model, not a curated record
GGAAAGAGAAUAACCCAAUAUGAGCAUGCUGACACUCGAGUUUCUCUUAGGCUACUAUCUUGCCAAGGUCCUCACAACGGUGCGUGUCACUGAUAAGAGGACUCAGAAUAUAAUUAACUUGGCCUUGUCGUGCUGGUUCUGACUCUGUGCCAACGGAAGCGCCUUCGUGACCUCUUUCCUGCCCCGCCGUACACAAUUCCUGAGUGCCUUUAUCGGAAUGACUAUCUGCUUCUCGGUCUGGACCGGUGUCAGCGCCGGGUAUGCUCAACAUGCAUCGCACGCGGCAGCAACGGCCGUCGUUGCCAUGAUCUUUCUCUACAACGCAACCUACGCAUUCAUGCAGCCAUUAACCUACACCUACGUUACCGAAGUAUUUCCCUUUGUGCACCGCGCCAAGGGCAUUGCAGUCCUGCAGUUCUCCACUCGAGGAAGCACUGCGUUUAAUUCUUUCGUCAACCCCAUCGGUAUAGAUGACCUUAGAUGGAAGUUCUAUCUUGUCUAUGUGGCCUGGCUGAUUGUUGAGGCGACUGUUAUCUUCUUCUUAUAUCCCGAGACCAAGGGGCCGACUCUUGAGCAGAUUGCACACAAGUUUUCGAUGGUCCUAAGAUAGGGGUUCUUGAUAAGGCCGGAUUGGACGAGGAACCGGAUGUUGGCCACAUUGAUGUAAGGUAGCAAUUCUAAUGGCUUGGAUUGAAUAAUUCCGAAAAUGCCG